Molecule: messenger RNA, 396 nt
Organism: Plasmodium gallinaceum
Lineage: Eukaryota; Apicomplexa; Aconoidasida; Haemosporida; Plasmodiidae
Gene: RPL32
Product: 60S ribosomal protein L32, putative
Exons: 2
Coding region: 1-396 (131 amino acids)
Biological process (GO): translation
Cellular component (GO): ribosome; cytosolic large ribosomal subunit
Molecular function (GO): structural constituent of ribosome
Source: RefSeq, a predicted model, not a curated record
AUGGCAGUAAAAAAAGUGGGAAAAAUAAUAAAAAAGAGAACUAAAAAAUUUACUCGUUUUCAGUCAAAUAGAUUUAUGCGCGUUAAGCCAGCAUGGAGAAAACCAAGAGGUAUUGAUUGUCGUGUGAGAAGAAGAUAUAAAGGAACAAACUUAAUGCCAAGUAUUGGAUAUGGUAGUAAUAAAAAAACAAGAUUUUUAUUACCAAAUAAUAAAUAUAAAUAUAUAGUAAGAAAUGUUAAAGAAAUGGAACCAUUAAUUAUGAACAAUACAAAAUAUUGUGUGCAAAUUGCUCAUAACGUUUCAAGUAAGAAAAGAAAAGAAAUAAUUGAAAGAGCAAAACAAAUUAAUGUUUCAGUUAUUAAUGCAAAAGCAAGAUUACAAAAAACAGAAGAAUAA